Molecule: messenger RNA, 3188 nt
Organism: Frieseomelitta varia
Lineage: Eukaryota; Metazoa; Arthropoda; Insecta; Hymenoptera; Apidae
Product: cell division cycle 20.4, cofactor of APC complex-like
Exons: 12
Coding region: 501-2039 (512 amino acids)
Biological process (GO): positive regulation of anaphase-promoting complex-dependent catabolic process; positive regulation of ubiquitin protein ligase activity; anaphase-promoting complex-dependent catabolic process
Cellular component (GO): anaphase-promoting complex
Molecular function (GO): anaphase-promoting complex binding; protein binding; ubiquitin ligase activator activity
Source: RefSeq, a predicted model, not a curated record
GCGAGCCGGAACGCGUUGCCUUUUCCUAAAAUUUUACAAUUCUACAAAGAUUUCUGUUCAACGUUAACAAUUACCUAAUCGAGUGCCUGUUAAAACGUAAUUUAAUAUUUAAAGUUUAAACAGUGAUUCGCUACCGAACGACAAAACAGCUGUAAUUGUGAAUUCGGUUCGUAUUUGAAAGGUUGCUCGUUUUCGCGUGGCUCAUUUCAGUUGGCAGCACUUGGUCAGUUCGAUUGUUGCCGGCACAACGGUUUCUUUGAACGUUUAUCGAACAAUGUAGACUUUAUUGAAAGAUUUAUUUAUCGUGUAUCGUGCAAAAUAGGUAUUUGACACCCGGUUUUCCAAGCAAAUAUGCAGUGAGAUAAUUCCAUCAUAAAUUUCUAGUGAAAUUCCUAGUCAUUGUCGAUAUUGUUUCUAGUCAUGUGUAUGUGUUCUUUUUUCUUUUUUUUUCUUUUUUGAUCAUUUCGAUCUACAUCAAUAUAUACGGUUAAUCUACAUGUAUGGAUAAAGACUCACGAUUAUUCAAAAUGCGAAGAAUGUUAUUGGACUCUCGCCGUUCUCAUAAUCAAGACAGCGAAAACAUCGAUACGACGCCAUUACGCAGAAGCUCCGUCAAUUUCCCGCGUGUACGUUUGCUAGAGAAGGAUUUCAAAUCGGAAGAUGGUCCGAAACCAAUUGUCACCAAUUCUCAACCAAUCGCUGCGGAACUUACCACAAAAGUGAUAAAAACGUAUCCAUUUAAGAUCCUAAACCAGAAUUACACGGUGGACAGAUUCAUAAAUUUCAACUACAACAAGGAAGCUGCGAAUUACCUUUUAACGAAACAGUCGAAGGAUAAGUUGAACGAAAAUGAAAUCGACGUGUUGAAGCAGGUGAAGUCUCUGUCGACCGAAUGGCGAAAGAAGCUUAUGCACCAAUUAAUGGUGGACCGUGACAUAAUACCGGGGCUGAGACAGAAACAAGUGCUGCGCGGUAACCGCUUGCCCCGGGAAAACAAGAUACCUGGAAGUUUAGCUGGCCUGCCUAGAGACCUGUGGGACGACCUGGAAGAUGGAAUGUGGAAAUCGAAGCCACGAAAGCGGCCUUUAAUAGGCACGAUGAACUGUAUGUUAGAUAUGCCUGGAUACGACGCGCUGCCAUAUUCCUAUUCCUACAAAGAACUCACCGACUGGGGCUCGAAAAAUUUCAUCGCUACAGCAGUUAAGAACUGCGUGGCAUUCUACGACACCAACAAAUCUGACGUUUAUCAAUCUCCGAAUAACGUGGAUGUAUCGGAUGUUUGCGCGAUAAAAUGGAACAACGCAGGCAACAAACUGGUGAUAUGCACCUUGAUGUUAAAAGUGCAACUUUACUGCAUAGACACGCAAAAGAUGAUUUGGACGGUUACAGGCAGCAACAUUGUGCGUUGCAUUUGUUGGUCUGAGAACGACCAGCAUAUCGUCGUCGGCACCAAGGGGGAAAUCCUAGUUUAUUCGGCGAGGGAUGGCAAAGUUGUUCAUUUAUUUCAAAUACAGUCAGCGACUGUUGUGGCGCUUGCAUUCUCGUCGAAUUAUCGAUAUCUCGCUUCUUCUGCGUUGGACAAAAACAUACGAAUUUUCAACUGGACAAAUUUCUCACCGCAUCUGGACAUUAUUUAUUACGAAUCCGUGACGUCGUUGGCUUGGCAACCAUACGAGAACGGUGUGCUGUGCAUCGGCGGUGGUGUUGGUGACGCUUCGCUGUCUCUUUGGAACAUGAACAAAUUAAAUCCGCCAACUUAUCGCGACGUGAAGUUUAAUGGCGCUGUGGAGAAUAUGUUGUGGAACAAGCACAGCGGAGAAUUAGUCGUUCAUUGGUCGUACUUGAAAGGAAGGAAGCAACGCACCGUGAUGCCGGUUUUCGCGAGUCUUGAUCGCAUAGUGGACGUGUUACCCGUGGACAAGGAAAUGCAAGUGAACGCUGUUAUGUGGAACUCUGAUCACACGCAAUUAGCCACGACACACCAUCGCAAACGAGGCAAGAAAAAUUCACGAAGGCAAGUCACCCGACAGGGACUCUAAUUCCACGACACACGAGCGCGUGUGGCGUUCUUUAGAGAGCGGCGAAUCGGCGAGCAUCGAGAGCAUCGAGGCCGGGACAUUUCGCCCGGAUCGAAUCGCAUUCCAUCGGCCGUGAUUUUUUCGCCGAACCGGCGGAGAGUUAACGGGCCGGCCGCUGGCAUAAUUAAUUCUUCCGGGCGGCAACAUACAAGAACGAGAGUCCCUUAAGGGCUCCCAGGUGGCCUGGACUGACUCGCGGCUCUUCCGGCGACCUGGCAGCCCGGAGGGAGCCAGCUGGAAAAAAAGUACGCGCCUCUCGCCGCGAGAGAGAGAGAGAGAGAGAGAGAAAGAGAGAGCAGAGGUUGUACUAUCUACGAGGGCCCUCUUUGUGCGACUCGUGCCGCCACACCUGCGCCAAUGUACCGACCAUUGCCACCAUCCACCUCUGGCCACGGGGACAUGCGGAAUAUAGAAUCCCAUAUAGGUACAGAGGAAUGUCCUCCAGGAAGUGGACGGCGAGCGUUCUGGCUGACACCGCGAAAAACCGGAGCGAACGAAGGAACAAACUUCUUUGAAUUGUCCCGUGAUUUUGAUGUUAACGAGCCACGUUCGACGUUCCCGUUGGCGUCAAUCGGCACGUUCCUUCUGCUCGCUCGUGCGCACCAGGGACAAGGGGGAAUGAAUUGAGGGUAGGUUACCGAAGGAGGGAAUUUCUUGGACGUUUCUGAUCAUUUUUGUAGGAUCUGAUAUAUGUUUCGAUACACUGUUAGAUGCACUGAUUCACGAAAGUUAUUCAAACGAGCAAGCUAUAAGCUGAAUAACGGAAUUUUGGAGAAUCUCGUUGCUGAAUCUGAAUCCUAAGCGACAAAGUAUCAGUUCUACGAAUAGUCUUGCAACUAGAAUGACGCAUGAAUCUGAAUCCUAAGCGACCAAGUACCAGUCCUACGAAUAGUCUUGCAACUAGAAUGACGCAUGAAUCUGAAUCCUAAGCGACCAAGUACCAGUCCUACGAAUAGUCUUGCAACUAGAAUGACGCAUGAAUCUGAAUCCUAGGUGGCUAAGUACCAGUCCUACGAAUAGUAUUGCAACUAGAAUGACGCAUGCAAACCCGCAAUGCACGUUGACGAUUGCUCCAAGUUUAAACGAUAUCACACGUCACAGGAAGAUAUA